Molecule: messenger RNA, 1775 nt
Organism: Stylophora pistillata
Lineage: Eukaryota; Metazoa; Cnidaria; Anthozoa; Scleractinia; Pocilloporidae
Source: RefSeq, a predicted model, not a curated record
AUGCCGUGGUUUCCUUUACAUGGACGUUUAUUGCUUGUAGCUUUGUUUACGUUCCAGGAAUGGGGUUCAAUUGGAAACAAUGAUUGCGAAUAUCAUUCCUUGCCUAGGAAGGAAAACGUAAGUGAUGUCCUUAAACAUGAAAACUUCGUACAAUACGACUCGAAAAUUUCACGGCGUGUGCAAACGAAAUUAUUUGCGGAAUUAGAGAAAGACCCAUUUCAGCAAUGGACUUACAGUUCAAGAUGGAAAGAAAUGGGCGACUUGAAACUAAACCGUGAAUUAAUGUCAAAAGCAAUUCAAAUUGGUCAUUCUGACCGUUUGAAGAACGUGCUUAUCAAAGCGUUGAAAGGUCAGCAAAUCAACAUUGCAGUCAUCGGAGGCUCGAAUAGCGCGGGAGGAAAAUUGGGAAUAGACGAAAAAACUUUGGAUGGAUUGUUUUACAAAGUGUUUGCAGACUGGUGGAACAAAACCAUUGGUAAAGUUACAAAGUCUCUCAUGAAAAGUUACCAGGUUGCCAUUGGAGGAACUGGGAGUUACUUCUUCGCCUUUUGCUACAAGACCUUUAUGCCAGCUAAUCAGACAAUGGACCUCGCUAUCAUUGAUGCCUCUAUUAAUUUCAAUUUGAGAGGAAAAGUUGAAGCCUUUGAAGAAUUAACUCGUCAAGUUCUUCGAUACCCUUCAAUGCCCGCGGUUUUAUACAUUAGUCUUGUGAGCGGCCUCGGUGUAGAUCCAAAAACCGAAAAAGUUAUAAACCCAACAUGUAUUAACUUAGAAAAUUAUGGCCAAACUGAAGUGGCGCGACACUAUAGUAUAACCUCUUUCAGUUUGAAGGAAGUUCUCUGCCGCAAGGAAGACGGUCAGUGGAAAGCAGUCAUAACCAAUAUGGCCGGUAGUGAUGGCCGCCAUGUUGGUGUCAAGGCGCAUGCGCUUGUUUCCAUGUUAAUGAUUGACUACGUUCGCGGGGUUUUUAAUCAGGUUUUGAAUGACAUAAGCGAUGGAAAUAUAAACUAUCAUUUUAGGCCUUUACCAGAAUUGUUAUCACUAAAACGAGACACUGAAGUUCUAAAACAACCGCUUUGCUGGACCGGGGUUACACCAAAUAUUUUCCAGGAUCUUCAUCGCCCCAAUGUGCAAAUUCAAAUCACACAGAACAAUGGAUUUUCAGCAUACGGGAGUUUGCGCGAUGGAAGACAUUCAGAGGGGAAAACAAACACAGACUUGCGCACAGAUGCGCAAGGGGGGUGGGGUACGUGGCAGCGCUACAGUAGCGUCAAGUUUCGUUUUUACACUCCCAUUGCUAGCUCUUCUUACAAGACCAGCUCUGUGAUAAUUCUAACGAGAACAUCUGGCAGUGGCGGAAAGGCCGAGGUAUGGCUGGAUGACGAGAAGACCAAAAGGAUUUAUAUCGACUCAAAGUCGAUCUACGGACAGAAUCGAUUGAAUACUGUUGCCACGAGGGUAGAGUCGGGAUACCAUACCAUUACGGUUAGAACAGUUCGCACAGGGAGUUUCCUAGUGAGUGGAGUUCUGAUCGGGCCGCCAGACUUUGAAAGACGAGAAGUUUUAUAAACACCUUUGGACUAUGCAUAAAAGUGCAUUUGCUUAAUUCGUAUACAGUCCAAUGAAUAGCCAUUGUGCUAUAUGACAUUAGUUAAGGAGAACUCAUCCACAAGCCUCUAAGCAUUAUAUCUUUCUCCAAUUUUUGCUGGCUUUAUGUGGUUUCACAAAGGAAUUCUUGUGACCUCAGUAUUUUCCAAUACUUUCUCAUAAAGAUG